Molecule: messenger RNA, 1200 nt
Organism: Knipowitschia caucasica
Lineage: Eukaryota; Metazoa; Chordata; Actinopteri; Gobiiformes; Gobiidae
Source: the annotation of a GenBank genome assembly
AUGGGAGAAAAAGAUGAGAAAGCAGCAGCCGAAAGGAUUCAGAUUCAGCUCUCCUCGGCCGCCUUUGUCCGCAGGCUGCCCCGGCGAGUGCGUGCGAGCGAGAGGGGUGCUGAUGGGAGCCAGUGCUUUGGCGGGGGACAGCGGGGGAUGCUGAGCGGGGGGCGGGAGGGGCUGUUUGAGCUGGGACAGAGGCUCCAGCGGCAGGGGGAGUACCAGGCUGCCCUCCACUGCUUCCUCAGCUGCCUGCUCGGACUCACCCAUGUGCAGAGCUUCACCUCGCUGCCCAACUGCCUCCACCAGAUUGCAGAGCUCUUCAUCACGGAAAAGAACUAUGAGAAGGCGCUCCAGUUCAUUCAGGCUGAGAAGAUGUUCUACGAGGUGGCUCUGAUCGAACUGACCGCUCUGCAACGGGACACCGGGCCGCAGGAGGAGGCCACCCUGGGCUCGGCGGCGGGGGCCACAUGGAGCAGUCCGGAGGAGCUGUCGGAGCAGGCGUCCCAAGCACAGCACCUGGAGAGACUGGCCCAGCUCUGCAUCAUGAGCAAACAACCCCAUCUGGCUCUAGAAUACAGCGUUAAGGCCACAAAAAUCCACCAGAGGGCUUUUGGCAAUGACCACCCCAUCACGGCACGCAGCCUGGAGCUCAUGGCCACGGUGUACGCGGAGAUCGGCAAAACGGAAUAUUCAGACUCCCUGGGCCAGUGCGUGUCGGCGCUGUCCAAACGCUUCGCCGCGGCCGAAUCCAUCAAAGACACCGUGGUCAACAACUGUCUUCCACACCACCACCACAGCGAGAAGCACUCAGAGAUCCGGCACAGGAAGGAGCACCACGCAGAGCCAGACGCCACGGAGAAGCCAAAGGUAACGUGUUGUAAAGUCCCGACCUCCAUCCUCAAAAGGCCGAGUACGAUCUACGGGAUGGAGUCGGAGCCGGGCCACAGGCGGAAAGGGGAGAGGAGGGUGAGGUUUCGGGAGCCGGAGACCACAGUGCACGCCUACGAGACGUCCUCCUCGCGGCCGCACCUGGCCCUCUUCACCUGCCUCUUCCUCCUCAUGUCCCUGCUGGGCGUGGCCAUGUACUGCACGGACCGCCGGCGCCCCCAGAGGCUGUGCGAGGAGCUGGAGGCCGCGCUCGCCGUCUACGUCCUCCACAUGAAGCAGCUACUGUGGGGCUGCUGGAUAUGGCUGACCAUGCAAUGA